GUAAGCGUCACAGUGACCCUUUUUAAUAACAAAUUCCAACAUGGCGUCUUUUGUGAGCUGUGCACGCCGGUUGUGUCUAAAUUUGUCUGUAAUUCAUAAGCCAGUCGUACUUCCAUCUUCAUUGUUUGACAGACAUAUUUCAACAACGACCUGUUUAAAUCUGAGGGAAAUAAAAGAAACAGUAGAUGGUGACACACUAAUUGUUGAAGCGGAACGAUUGGAGUCGGAUAGAACAGAUAAUUUGAUUUGUAUUGAUAAACCAGAAAAUGGCUGUACCCUGUGUGGAUUUGAUGUCAAGUACACAGAUGUGCUAAUUAUCAGUCAAUUUGUAAACAAAAAUGGUCAGAUCCUGCCUCGCUGGGUGACUGGUCUUUGUGGUAAUCAACAGUCAAAGAUGAAACAAAACCUCCACAAGGCUCAACGAGCAGGUUUAAUGCCUAAUUUGAGACCACCUCGUAAUGAUGGCAAAGAAAGGAUUAGUAAUAUGUCGACCUACAAGUGGAAACAGUAUAAAGUUUACUAUGAAGAUAAAGACAGAGUUCACAUAGAAUGAUUCAUUGGAGUGGAAAGUGUGAAAAAAAUAUAUACAUGUAUAGGUAAUGACAAAUAUUGAAACAGGCUUCCAUGAAAGAUAUUGAAAAAAAAUAUUCAUGAAAAAUGUUUUUUCGUUAAUUUACUUUCAGAUAAUUUUAUGGUAAACAAAAUUUUGCAGAAAGUUUAGGUUGAAAAGCAAACAGAUUUAAACAUCCUGGCCUGAAUGGUAAUUGGGAAUGUCUAAGAAUUACUUUAUAAAAUGUAUUUUCCAAAAUACAUUGAGAGCACAGAACAGGAUUUUCUAGAUUUUGAGUAACAGCUACACAUACAAGUACAACACUAUUGAAAACAAGCUAUUAUUUCCAAAAAAUACUGCAGUUGUAAGUGAAAUAUGAACUGAACUGGAAAUAUCCAUGUGAUGACAAAAUAAGCCCAGUCAGUCUUAGGUUUAAAACAGGAAAACUGGAGAUUUCCAUUUUAGAAAAUCUUUCAAAACAGGAGAUAUUGUUUGUUUAAGUUGUUUUUCAUGCUUAAAUAACCUAUCUUCUCAACUAUAAUAACUGAC
Molecule: messenger RNA, 1099 nt
Organism: Pecten maximus
Lineage: Eukaryota; Metazoa; Mollusca; Bivalvia; Pectinida; Pectinidae
Product: 39S ribosomal protein S18a, mitochondrial-like
Exons: 5
Coding region: 41-553 (170 amino acids)
Biological process (GO): mitochondrial translation
Cellular component (GO): mitochondrial small ribosomal subunit; ribosome
Molecular function (GO): structural constituent of ribosome; small ribosomal subunit rRNA binding
Source: RefSeq, a predicted model, not a curated record